This is a messenger RNA of Cebus imitator (Panamanian white-faced capuchin), 2057 nucleotides long. It is a transcript of the gene MVK, whose product is annotated as mevalonate kinase. Gene Ontology annotation, biological process: cholesterol biosynthetic process; isoprenoid biosynthetic process. NCBI's taxonomy places the organism in Eukaryota, Metazoa, Chordata, Mammalia, Primates, Cebidae. The transcript is spliced from 12 exons. The coding region runs from base 166 to 1356 and encodes 396 amino acids. Gene Ontology annotation, cellular component: cytoplasm. Gene Ontology annotation, molecular function: ATP binding; mevalonate kinase activity. The record is from RefSeq and is a predicted model, not a curated record.
UAGUAAAGGAACUCCGGGCUCGCGCGCUCUGAUUGGCUGGACUGAAGGACAAGACCUCCUCCCCUUGGGGCACUGCCGCUCUGAGCUGCAGGUGUUGGGGUGCUGCUCCGGCUACGGCGCGGUGGGACGGCGGCCGGGGUGGCGGCGGCAGGAUUCCCAGGAGCCAUGUUGUCAGAAGUCCUACUGGUGUCUGCUCCGGGGAAAGUCAUCCUUCAUGGAGAACAUGCCGUGGUACAUGGCAAGGUAAAAAGCCCUGUCCGUUCACCCUCUGGGCCUCUGGGAGCAGAGACUUGUUGCCUGACUGAGGGCUGGGCUGAGGAUCUGACCACACUGGAGGCAGCACCUGAGGCCCUCUCACCCACUUGUGUUUGCUUGUUUGCCUGUGGGACAGAGCAAGGUGAUGUCACAGCGCCCACCCCAGAGCAAGUGGAGAAGCUGAAGGAGGUUGCGGGCUUGCCUGACGACUGUGCCGUCACCGAGCGCCUGGCUGUGCUGGCCUUUCUUUACUUAUACCUGUCCAUCUUCCGGAAGCAGAGGACCCUGCCGAGCCUGGAUGUGGUAGUGUGGUCGGAGCUGCCCCCCGGGGCGGGCUUGGGCUCCAGCGCCGCCUACUCGGUGUGUCUGGCAGCGGCCUUCCUGACCAUGUGUGAGGAGAUCCCAAACCCGCUGAAGGAUGGGGAGCACAUCAACAGGUGGACCAAGGAGGAUUUGGAGCUCAUUAACAAGUGGGCCUUCCAGGGGGAGAGAGUGAUUCACGGGAACCCCUCCGGAGUGGACAAUGCUGUCAGCACCUGGGGAGGAGCCCUCCGAUACCAACAAGGGAAGAUUUCAUCCUUAAAGAGGCCGCCGGCUCUCCAGAUCCUGUUGACCAACACCAAAGUCCCUCGCAGUACCAAGGCCCUCGUGGCUGGCGUCAGAAACAGGCUGCUCAAGUUCCCAGAGAUCGUGGCCCCACUCCUGACCUCGAUAGAUGCCAUCUCCCUGGAGUGUGAGCGCGUGCUGGGAGAGAUGGGGGAGGCCCCAGCCCUGGAGCAGUACCUCGUGCUGGAAGAGCUCAUUGACAUGAACCAGCACCAUCUGAAUGCCCUCGGCGUGGGCCACGUCUCUCUGGACCAGCUCUGCCAGGUGACCAGGGCCCACGGACUGCACAGCAAGCUGACUGGUGCAGGUGGCGGUGGCUGUGGCAUCACACUCCUCAAGCCAGGGCUGGAGCAGCCAGAGGUGGAGGCCACGAAGCAGGCCCUGACCAACUGUGGCUUUGACUGCUGGGAAACCAGCAUCGGUGCCCCCGGUGUCUCCGUCCACUCAGCCACCUCUCUGGACAGCCGAGUCCGGCAGGCCCUGGAUGGCCUCUGAGAGGAGCCGCAACAUUGCAGCCCCACCCAGAGGCCCCUUUCUGGAGUAUUCUGGGGGCUGCAGCUCGCCCCUGUACGGCCAGCAGGCACCCAGCUCCUGACACUGCCGGAGGGGCCCCAGCCGCUCGCGAUGCCUUUCCUGCGGAGCUCUGCAGGCCAUCGGUGGGACCUAGGGAGGCAUGGUCUGUGCUCUGCAUCAUCUGGAGCCAGCCAAGCAGGGGCCCAGGAGGAUCCUCUGAGGCUCCAGACCUGAGACGAGAGGGCUGCUUCCCCAGGCUCCCACAGUCCCAUCUGCCUCGGGCCCGCGCCUUGGCCUGCGAUCUUGCUGGCCGCCUGGGUCAGGUGCUCCGAUGCUCUGAUGCUGGGGCCGGGUUCCGAAAGCAAUGAAGCCAGUGCCUUCUCUCUCCCUCAGCAGGAACUGCCCCGUCUCUCAGGGCCAGGUCCCUCCCUUCUCCAGGAAGCCUUCCCUUACCUCUUGUCCCUCCCUCCCAGAGCACCUGCUGUGUGGCUGGCUCAUUCAGCACUUGGUGUGGCCUUCCCUUCUACCUGGCGGGGCGGGGCGGGGCAGGGCUCCCCCAGGGGCUGUCCAGGAGGCAGCAGCCUGGUUAAAUAAGGCAGGGUCAAUGUGCAGUUUCUUCCAAUCUGUACCUGAGAGGUUUGCAAAAAAGAUGGCAAAGGGAAAAUAAAAAGAUUUUGUGUCAA